This is a messenger RNA of Pipistrellus kuhlii (Kuhl's pipistrelle), 1839 nucleotides long. RefSeq names its product solute carrier family 35 member E4 (gene SLC35E4). The transcript is spliced from 2 exons. The record is from RefSeq and is a predicted model, not a curated record. Gene Ontology annotation, cellular component: Golgi apparatus. Lineage: Eukaryota; Metazoa; Chordata; Mammalia; Chiroptera; Vespertilionidae. Gene Ontology annotation, molecular function: antiporter activity. The coding region runs from base 639 to 1691 and encodes 350 amino acids.
CUGGGCCCGGGCUGGAGCCGGGAGGGAGGGCGGGCGGGAGCUGCUGCCGGAUUCACCGACGCAGCAGCUGGAGCCCGAGCCGCCGCGGAGCGGCCGGGAGGACAGUCCCUGCCGGAGGGAGCCGGAGUCGAGCCGAGUCGAGCUCACCGCCUGGCACCGGCCGCCGGAGCGCGGGCCUGGGCACUGCCGGAGGCGGGGAGCCGCGCCUCCUGGGCAUCGCAGGACACCACGGGGUGCCCGCAGCCUGGAUUGCUCCUGCUAGGCCUGGUCAUGGCCUGAGCGCGCAGGAGAGCCCGGGAUCCGGAGCGGAGAGGAAGAAGAACCAGGAUUCCUCUCAGCCUGGCGUGGGCACGCUAGGUAGGGAGAAGAGGAGAGACUUCACCUGGCACAGGGCAGCGGUGCCCGGAGCUUACUAGGCCAGAGAGCCUGGCAUCCCGGCAGCCACGACCUGGGGACUCUGCACAGCUGCUGGGCCUGGGCUGGCGGGCACGGGCCUGGCAGAGGAGUUCCUGCUCGCUCACCUGUCUGCAAGGGAGGCCGGGAGCUGAGAAGCCAGGACCUGGCCCGGCCCAGAGGGGGGCUCUCUGGUGGCUCUGGGGAGCCGGCCUCCUGCCCCAGCCCCGGCCCCGUGGGUACGGAUGUGCCGCUGUCCUCGGGGGCACCAUGACAGCAGGAUGACCUCUGCGGAGACCGCGGCGGCGGCCGGCAGUCCUCGGGGGGCUGGGUCCCCCGCGGGGCCCCCUGACACCCCCGAGGCCCCCGGGCGGCCCGGCCGGGCCCGGGUGGCCACGGCAGCCCUGGUGUGGCUGCUGGCGGGGGCCGGCAUGUCCAGCCUCAACAAGUGGAUCUUCACGGUGCACGGCUUCGGGCGGCCCCUGCUGCUGUCGGCGCUGCACAUGCUGGCGGCGGCGCUGGCGUGCCACCGGGGGGCCCGGCGCCCCAUGCCCAGCGGCACCCGCUGCCAGGUGCUGCUGCUCAGCCUGACCUUCGGCACCUCCAUGGCCUGCGGCAACGUGGGCCUGCGCGCGGUGCCCCUGGACCUGGCCCAGCUGGCCACCACCACCACGCCCCUCAUCACGCUGGCCCUGUCGGCGCUGCUGCUGGGCCGGCGGCACCACCCGCUGCAGUUCGCCGCCAUGGGCCCGCUCUGCCUGGGGGCGGCCUGCAGCCUGGCCGGGGAGCUCCGGGCGCCGCCCGCGGGCUGCGGCUUCCUGCUGGCCGCCACCUGCCUCCGCGGCCUCAAGUCCAUCCAGCAGAGUGCCCUGCUGCAGGAGGAACGGCUGGACGCGGUCACCCUGCUCUACGCCACCUCGCUGCCCAGCUUCUGCCUGCUGGCCGGCGCCGCCCUGGUGCUGGAGGCCGGCGUGGCCCUGUCGCCCGCGCCCGCCGACGCCCGCCUCUGGGCCUGCAUCCUGCUCAGCUGCCUCCUGUCCGUGCUUUACAACCUGGCCAGCUUCUCCCUGCUGGCCCUCACCUCCGCCCUCACCGUCCACGUCCUGGGCAACCUCACCGUCGUGGGCAACCUCGUGCUGUCCCGGCUCCUGUUCGGCAGCCACCUCAGCGCCCUCAGCUACGUGGGCAUCGCGCUCACCCUCACGGGGAUGUUCCUGUACCACAACUGCGAGGUCGUGGCCUCCUGGGCCGCCCGCUGGGGCGUCUGGCGGAGGGGGCAGCCUGGCAAGGGUCGUUGAGGCCCGCGAGAGCGCAUGGGCCGUCUGGAACAGCCCCCCCGCAGCCUGGACCCGACCCUGGCCGGUGGCCGUGGGACAAGCCGAGAGCAGGCAGCCGCUGGGCACGGCCCCCUGGGGGGCUGGAUGGGGGCCACCCAGCGAGACACCC